Zea mays is the source of this 1666-nucleotide messenger RNA. RefSeq lists its product as uncharacterized. NCBI's taxonomy places the organism in Eukaryota, Viridiplantae, Streptophyta, Magnoliopsida, Poales, Poaceae. Gene Ontology annotation, molecular function: glycerophospholipase activity; monoacylglycerol lipase activity. Gene Ontology annotation, biological process: lipid metabolic process. The record is from RefSeq and is marked provisional.
CCAAUCGCUGCUGCGGGCGUGUAACUCGAAUGAGAGAGAGCUAUUAAUAAGUCAUGUAGAAAACGUGCACCUUCAAGCUGAGCUAAAACCUUUCAUUUAUUUUCACCAUUCAUCCUGUUGCGACCAUCUUUGGAUUAUAAAUAGCUUGCCAGAGCCAGCGGAUCCAGCAGAGCACGAGACACCCAAGAAACACACAGAAGCGAGGAGCACUACUUGUUGGUUGGAUUCUCUUCAGUCUAGCAGCUAGUCCAGUUAAGUUUCAGACACACAUGGGGAGCAUUGGCAGAGGCACGGCCAACUGCGCCACCGUGCCGCAGCCGCCGCCGUCGACAGGGAAGCUCAUCACGAUCCUGAGCAUCGAUGGCGGCGGCAUCCGCGGCCUUAUCCCGGCGACCAUCAUUGCGUACCUCGAGGCCAAGCUCCAGGAGCUGGACGGCCCGGACGCUCGGAUCGCCGACUACUUCGACGUGAUUGCCGGGACGAGCACCGGCGCCCUGCUCGCGUCGAUGCUGGCGGCGCCGGACGAGAACAACCGGCCGCUGUUCGCCGCCAAGGACCUCACCACGUUCUACCUCGAGAACGGCCCAAAGAUCUUCCCACAGAAAAAGGCUGGGUUGCUGACGCCGCUGAGGAACCUGCUGGGCCUGGUGCGGGGCCCCAAGUACGACGGCGUGUUCCUGCACGACAAGAUCAAGAGCCUGACGCACGACGUCAGGGUGGCGGACACGGUGACCAACGUCAUCGUGCCGGCGUUCGACGUCAAGUCCCUGCAGCCCAUCAUCUUCUCGACGUACGAGGCCAAGACCGACACCCUCAAGAACGCGCACCUCUCCGACAUCUGCAUCAGCACGUCGGCGGCGCCCACCUACUUCCCGGCGCACUUCUUCAAGACCGAGGCCACCGACGGCCGGCCCCCCCGCGAGUACCACCUCGUGGACGGCGGCGUCGCGGCCAACAACCCCACCAUGGUCGCCAUGUCCAUGCUCACCAAGGAGGUGCACCGCCGCAACCCCAACUUCAACGCCGGCAGCCCCACCGAGUACACCAACUACCUCAUCAUCUCCGUCGGCACCGGGUCGGCCAAGCAGGCGGAGAAGUACACCGCGGAGCAGUGCGCGAAGUGGGGCCUCAUCCAGUGGCUCUACAACGGCGGCUUCACGCCGAUCAUCGACAUCUUCUCGCAUGCCAGUUCCGACAUGGUUGACAUCCAUGCGUCGAUCCUCUUUCAGGCCCUGCACUGCGAGAAGAAGUACCUUCGCAUCCAGGAUGAUACUUUGACUGGGAACGCAUCGUCCGUGGACAUCGCCACCAAGGAGAACAUGGAGUCUCUGAUAUCGAUCGGCCAGGAGCUGCUCAACAAGCCAGUGGCGAGAGUGAACAUCGACACAGGGCUGUACGAGUCCUGCGAGGGUGAGGGCACAAAUGCACAGUCGCUAGCUGACUUCGCCAAGCAGCUCUCUGACGAGCGCAAGCUACGCAAGAGCAAUCUCAACUCCAACUAAUAAAUACCUCUCGGUCACAGCAUGUGCUCUUUCUGCAGAUUCACCGUUUCUUAUUUUUAAUUUCAAUUUCAAUUCAGUGUAUGUGUGUGUGUGACUGUGUGUGUACCAAUAAACAUUUAAGUUCACUCAUUUGCUUGUCUAUGAUCAAAAGAACCAUUUCCUUC